CCUGAACUAACGGUUUUCGCGUCGCUCCUCGAAUCUUGCGUUUUUCCCUGGUGUUUUCCGUGCCGUGCUUUUCCGAGUUGUGUGUCUUGUGUUGUAGUUCUUGAUAAGAGCAGAAUAAGACGCGAUAAGUAACGAAUCAUAGGGGUAGCAAGUGUGAGUGAAAAAUCAUCGAGCUGGUUGCAACGUAGAGAGCGACAACAGCAUCAGCAGCAGCAACAGCAGCAGCUGAUUCGCACAAAAAUAUCAAUCCUGACCUGGCGAGCCUCGGAAGAAGUGGCAAGGAGAAGAGGUGGCAAAUCGGGCGCCAGCUGAGAAAUCUCUCUUUUCCGCAUCUCCGCGGUGUGCUACGUGCGAGAUUUGGUGUGUCGCGUGCGUGAAUACUCGGACAGGCCAGCAGCAGCAACCCCCGUGCAUUGUGAAUACCUAACGAAGUAGGAUCCGCCGAGCGAUUGAUUUGCUUCGCGUCGUCAUCUGGGGGCACAGUGAAAGUUGAGUUAGUGGCCAUAACGCACUCCCCGCUCCUCGUACCAAGCGGCUUUGGUGCUGUGGGUUUUGUCCCGGAUCUAGCGGUACACCAAAAGUAAAUUUCACCCAACGCCGUUGUUAUCACGCAGUAGGCUGCGUUUAGUGUGGAAAUCUCCGAGGGGUAACGGAAUCACCAUCAUCACCACAGCGCACAAACCAAGCACCCAUGUUUGGCGAUAUUUCGGUGCUCCGUGGAUUCGUUGAUGGUGAUUAGGUGUGAUUAGGAGGCACACGAAGAGAAGAGGCUGCAGCGCCACGAACGGUCUCUUAUCCGCCUGGCAACGGCACGACGAUCAUGAGAUUGCCUCGUUGGACCACGCCACCAGCCAGUAGUACAUCGUAGAUAGAGGCGAAGACAACCGGAAAUCAUCACAGGAAGUAGCGCUUAGUCCGUCCUCAAAACAAGCGUCAAAAUUACGGCCAAACUGAACCUCUCGAUCCUGGCCACGAUGGAGCAGGACGAGGAAGAGGAGGUCCACGACAUACGGGAACAGAUGUUCCACAACACGGUUCGCGAGCAUAUCAUUUUCAUGUUACUAUUCCUGCUGCUUUACCUUGCAAGCUAUGCGCUGAUCAUGCGAUUCCGUCGACGCGAUCGUGCUGACUUGUAUUCGAACGAUGAAGAUGAAAUUACAGUUUACAGAAUAAGUCUGUGGUUAUGCACCUUCUCGUUGUCGGUAGCGGUUGGUGCGGCACUACUGCUCCCGAUUUCGAUCGCCAGCAACGAGGUACUGAUACUCUACCCGAACAGUUACUACGUGAAAUGGCUAAACAGCUCGCUCAUACAAGGUCUCUGGAACUAUGUGUUUCUGUUCUCCAAUCUGGCACUGUUUGUGCUGCUACCGUUCUCGUAUCUUUUCACCGAGUCGAGCGGCUUCAGCGGGCACAAGAAGGGCAUUAUGGCGCGUGUGUACGAGACGUUUACCGUGUUCUCGCUGGUCGCAUUUAUCGUGCUCUCCAGCACGUACGUGAUUUCCGCGCUGGGCGAUCCUGAUCGGAACAUCUUUCAGGCAUUAUUUUAUGUAAAGAGAUAUCAUCUGCCAUUGUUGUACUCGUGUGUAUCGUUUUUGGGAGUACUUUUACUAUUAGUUUGCACCCCGAUGGGUUUCGUAAGACUGUUCGGUGUGGUGGGCCAGGUUCUGGUGAAACCAAAUCUGCUGCGCGAUGUCAACGAGGAGUUCCAUGCGUUCAACAUCGAGGAAGCGACCGUGAAGCGUAAGCUGGCCAAUGUUAAUCUAAACAUAGAACUAAGAAACGUGACAACGAUCGACCUUACGCCAGCGAAGCUUUGCUCCGGGUUGGAUGAUUUGUAUCAAAUCAAGAACACCGACGACGGUACCACCAGAGAGUCGGCCAAAUUGUUCGAAAGACUGAGAGAAUUGGAGUCUGAGCGUAAAGUGCUAGAGAAGCAACGCAGCUCUUCGGCUCUCCAGAGGAAUCUGGUCUAUCCGAUAGCGAUGCUGCUGCUGCUCAUUCUCACCGGCAUCACCGUUUUGCUGGUUGUGCAAAAUACACUCGAGCUGCUGAUAGGCAUCAAGGCGGUACCGCUGAGCACAAGACAAUUUACUCUGGGUAUAACAUCACUCUCGAAGCUCGGGCCACUCGGUGCAACGCUCGAGGUUUGUAUCAUUACAUACCUCGGCGUUACGUCGGCGGUUGGGCUUUAUACGAUGCCGUUCAUGCGCAAUGUUCGACCACGACGACGCAAGACGUCCCUGACGCAGCUGAUAUUUAACUGUGGUCUCGUACUGAUACUCAGCUCAGCGCUUCCACUUCUAGCGCGCAUUCUAGGUAUUACAAACUUCGAUCUGCUGGGCGAUUUUGGCGAGAUCGAGUGGCUGGGCAACUUUAUGAUCGUACUACUGUACAACGUAGUGUUCGGAACGGCGGCCACGCUCUGCCUGUUCAACAAAUUCACCGCCACCGUGCGGCGUGAGCUGUGCGCCCGCCUCAGAGCGCUGUUUAACUACAGCAGCCAUUUCGAGUCCAGCAUUUAUCAGACUGCUGGCAAUCUGAACCAUCUGCAUCCCAACCAUCCUUCAUCAGCCGGCGUACAUCAUCAGCAGAGACAGGAACAACAGAACGGACAGGGCCCGCCAACAAUGACGGCGACGUACGUAGAGAAUCACAUCACAGUACCAACGGUUGCAUCCACCCAGCAGGACAAACAUUAUCAACCGUCGCUAACAAUCACGGGCGAAGAGUCCUCUUCGUUACAUCAUCGACAUCCGAUUAGCAUACCAGCCAUUAACGGUAUUGCGGUGGCAAGUACAGCCAAAGAUAGUGAAUCCGGACCCUGUCCUCCACUGCUCAUCGAGACCACCAAACCGAAGGAAGCGAAAAAGACACGAUGAAGCCAGAACGAGCACGGAAUGAAGAUUAUGUUAAGGUACAGAGAAUGACUCCACUAUUUUUUCAUCACGACGCGCCAUCCUUCAUCUAAGUGAAUAAUAAUUUAUCAAACCGAACAGAAGACACUCGCGACAAGAAAGGUACAUGUGUUGGUUUUGGAUGCUAUUGAAUAAUAAUGUUUGAAUAUAUCACACCUGAAUCCAGGGUAGAAAGAACAUAUCACGUAGAGAAGAGCCAUGGAAUUGAAAGGUAAAAGGGUAUGAUGAAUCUGCACCGACGGCUUUCGAUGGAUGCAGGUUAAAAAUAAUACUUUCGCGUGAUUUCCCAGUGACCUAACACCUCCUUGUAUGCACUUGAUAUACACCCAAAAGGAGACACAGGUACUCUCGUGGUAAGAUGUUGCGGAGCAGGUACUUAUUCUCGACGAAGUAUUAGAACGAGUACCACCGGAGUCGGAUCAUCGCUGGAUUUGGUAAGAAACAACGAAGGGUAUUGAACUUGCCACCUCAGACUUGCUCCUAUCUUGCUUUCACAGACUUUGCUUCGAAAGAAAUGAGAAACAGGAACCAGCAUCUUCUUGCGCCGCUACCACUAGGAUGGAUAUGCAUAUUGAAAUAUUCAAAUUCAAACAACGAAUCUAAAUGCACCGCAGUGUCACCGUGCACUGGAAAUAGCGGAAUAAUGUGACUUCCAAAUUGAAACAAUAUCCGA
Molecule: messenger RNA, 3588 nt
Organism: Anopheles aquasalis
Lineage: Eukaryota; Metazoa; Arthropoda; Insecta; Diptera; Culicidae
Gene: lili
Product: LMBR1-like protein lilipod
Biological process (GO): signal transduction
Cellular component (GO): plasma membrane
Molecular function (GO): transmembrane signaling receptor activity
Source: RefSeq, a predicted model, not a curated record